This is a messenger RNA of Penicillium pulvis, 723 nucleotides long. RefSeq lists its product as uncharacterized. The record is from RefSeq and is a predicted model, not a curated record. NCBI's taxonomy places the organism in Eukaryota, Fungi, Ascomycota, Eurotiomycetes, Eurotiales, Aspergillaceae. The coding region runs from base 1 to 723 and encodes 240 amino acids. The transcript has 2 exons.
AUGAGUCUACGCGCCAAACGCCCUAGAAUGAGCACGGAUGAAGCAGGAACAGAAAAUGAGGGCGAUGACUUCGCGGAGCUCCCAGACCAGCAUGCUCUCCUCACUCAUCACGACCUCCCUUUCGUAUUGCCGAUCCCGAAGGCAGGUGAGAGCCUGGAAGUCACCGCAAAAAAGCUUCGCAGCAUAGCCGAUGCAAUCCGCAGUGGGGGAAGCUUAUCUUUGACGAAAAUGGACCCUACUCAACCUCCGCUCAGCAACGCAGAAGCUCACGCCAUUGAACGAAUGAAAGAAGUCGAACUGGAGCAGUACGAGAAGUGGAAACAGGGAAAUUUCCAAUUGCCCAGCAUCAUUUGGGACCGGCACCGCUCGUACGUGGACGAGCCCGGCAUGAAGACGUUCUCCCUGCGCGCCGCGGCGAUGAAUACCAUCUGGAAUGUUCAAUGUGCAGUGCCAGAGAACGCAGUCUGGGCGAGCCUCAAUCUACCCACCGUGCUGCCGCUGAUGAAGGCUGUCACGAAGCUCUUGACGAUUCAAAUGUCCGAAACCCCCAGUCUGAGUGAAAGCGAGAUUGCUGAGAUUCAAACCCUCCAACUCAUUGCUGUCUCGGCGGACGGAAACAUUGCACGAGAACGAGAGCGGGUACGCCAGUUAGUCAGCUCUAUCACUGAGUCGCAAGCGGUGCUCAGGGAGAGGAGUAAUAGGCUAAAGAGCUCUGCAAAGUAG